Messenger RNA from Megachile rotundata (alfalfa leafcutting bee), 1209 nucleotides. RefSeq names its product poly(A) binding protein nuclear 1 (gene Pabp2). Gene Ontology annotation, cellular component: nucleus. NCBI's taxonomy places the organism in Eukaryota, Metazoa, Arthropoda, Insecta, Hymenoptera, Megachilidae. The record is from RefSeq and is a predicted model, not a curated record. Gene Ontology annotation, molecular function: poly(A) binding.
UGAUUAUUAGAAUAAUAAGAAAAAGCCUACAAGUUUCAAUAAUGCUUAAGUUUAGUAUUUAUUGCUUCACAUGUAUUUAUACACAAGCUUGUUCUUAACUGAUGAUAUAAUUAAAUAUAAGACAAUGCCAUGAGAAAAAAUAAUUCAGUUCAUGCCUGUAUUUACAAACAUUUAAUCAGUCUAUGUCCUAUUGUGCCAGUGGAUCAGCCUUUAUAUAUAAGCAUAACAUUUGUUGUAAUGAACGUAUUUGUUACAGAAAUGUCUGAAUCAGAUCUUUUAGCUAGUGAUCAUAUUGAUGGUCUAGAUGGGCUAGAAAAUGGUCAAGAUGGAGAUGCUAUUAUGCAGUGUGAUGGCGUGAAACGUGAAUUGAAUGAAGCAAAUAUUGAUGAUCCGGAAUUGGAGGCCAUCAAAGCACGUGUCAGAGAAAUGGAAGAGGAAGCAGAAAAAUUAAAACAAUUGCAAUCCGAAGUGGACAAACAAAUGAACAUGGGUAGUCCACCUGGAAUAACAAGUCCAUUAAAUAUGUCACUUGAAGAUAAAAGAGAGGUUGAUAAUAGGUCUAUUUAUGUGGGUAAUGUCGAUUAUGGAGCUACAGCAGAAGAAUUAGAACAACACUUUCAUGGUUGCGGUAGUGUCAAUAGAGUAACAAUAUUGUGCAAUAAAUUUGAUGGGCAUCCAAAAGGAUUUGCUUAUAUAGAAUUUGCAGAACGUGAUUCUGUACAAACUGCUAUGGCUAUGGAUGAAUCUAUGUUUAGAGGACGUCAGAUUAAAGUAAUGCCUAAAAGAACAAACAGACCAGGAUUAUCAGUAACAAAUAGAGGACCGCGUGGAACGCGAGGCUAUCGAGGUGUAGCCAGGGGGAUUAUACGUGGUAGUGCAUAUUUUGGAUAUAGACCUACAAGGCGACCUAGAAAAUAAAUUUUUGUUUGGUGCAGGAGUUAUAAACGAGGCUACUACAUGCCAUAUUGACCGUUUUAAAUCAUUUUACUGCAAUUUUACAAAUUAAGGUAAGUUUUUAUAUUAUAAUUUAUAUAACUAUUCAUGUUCUUUUCUGUGAUUGUUCAAACGUAAAAUGUCCGUCUAGAGAAAUAAUUUUUUAACAAUCUCUUAUGAUGUAUUUUAUAGUAUAGUGUUGUACUAUAAAACAAUUAGAAAUUGGUAAUUUAGAGAUUUUUUUAUUUGAACAAUCAAUCUGUGUGCUACAAAAUG